This is a messenger RNA of Rosa rugosa (rugosa rose), 1091 nucleotides long. Its product is annotated as disease resistance protein BAK6-like. The transcript has 8 exons. NCBI's taxonomy places the organism in Eukaryota, Viridiplantae, Streptophyta, Magnoliopsida, Rosales, Rosaceae. The coding region runs from base 85 to 756 and encodes 223 amino acids. Gene Ontology annotation, molecular function: protein binding. The record is from RefSeq and is a predicted model, not a curated record.
UAUUUCAAUGCUGGUUUAUCAUCUAUAAAUACAUUCUCGGUUUAUAGAUCUUGUAUACUCCGAUCAACCUUAUAGUUGUGCAAGAUGGUUUCUCGAGUUUUGCUUUGUUUUCUGUUUGCAGUUGCCACUGCAUCUGUGGAUUGUAACUUGGAAGGGGAUAUUCUUUAUUCCUGGAAAACCAUGUUGGUCGACCCUAACAAUGUUCUUGCUAGCUGGAACCUGACAUUCCCCAAUCCAUGCUCUUGGUUCCAUGUUACCUGCAAUAACGAAAACAUCGUUACAAGGCUGGACCUUGGCAAUGCUGGAUUAUUAGGACCUAUUAUCCCUGCGCUUGCAAAUUUGACUAACCUCCAAUACUUGGAGCUAUACCAGAACAAAUUUAAUGGAUCUAUUCCAUCGGAACUUGGUCACUUAAAAGACCUAGUCAGCUUGGACUUGUACUGGAACCAACUCUCGGGUUCAAUUCCAGAGACAUUAGGUCACUUGAAUUCAUUGAGAUUUUUGAGGGUCUUUCGCAAUAAUCUAACUGGACCUAUUCCUUGGUCUCUUGGCAAUUUGACAAGUUUACAAAUCCUGAAAUUAAACAAGAACCGUCUAACUGGUGCUUUACCAGUAGAGGUCAUUGAACUCGUUCGUUUUGGCAACUUGGGCGUUUUGGAUGUCUCAAACAAUUUGUUGGCAGGAACCGUACACCCCACCAAUUCAACAGGUUUUGCAGUUACAAAAGUCAUACAAGAUCCGAAAGCUCGGAACUAAGCCAGAAGAAUUAGAAGAAGAAGAAGAUAUUGUAUACUAGUUCUAUUAAAUAAAAGAGAAUGAAAAUGGGACUCCUAAAUCCCAAGAAACUUGAAUACAUCUUUCUACAUGUCAAUAAGCGAAUAUACAUACAGUAUAUACAAGUACAUACAGUAUAUAUACUAUACAUGUACACAUAUAUUCGACAAUAUCAGAUCUGAGUAGGGAAAAGGUCAAAAUUAAGCAGCGGGAAGCUAAUUGCUUGUCUUUCCUUCAUCAUCACCAUCAACAUGUCAGUCCCUCAGUCGAUAUGUACUAAUAAUAUUCAAUCUAUAAAGAUCCUUUUUGACCCUUAA